Aspergillus sclerotioniger CBS 115572 is the source of this 2169-nucleotide messenger RNA. RefSeq lists its product as uncharacterized. Lineage: Eukaryota; Fungi; Ascomycota; Eurotiomycetes; Eurotiales; Aspergillaceae. The record is from RefSeq and is a predicted model, not a curated record. Gene Ontology annotation, cellular component: membrane. The transcript is spliced from 3 exons. The coding region runs from base 1 to 2169 and encodes 722 amino acids.
AUGGCUCUUCCCGAAAAUGCUCCGGCCGCGGUCACGAACGGCCAGCCGCCCGACCUCCAUGCGCAGGUGGAUGUGAUCUGUGGCCCUCUCAUCAAUUUUAAGAACAUGGAUGUGAACCCAUCUUCCUCCAUCUGGCGUGGAAGCGUCUUGAUUGUUAUCCAGCCAGGACAAAGUCAGCCACGGCUCCUCCUGCGCCAGGCUGGUCCUGUCGGAGGCAAUGGAGCCGGUAAUGGAGCCCACUCCAACGACGCUGCUGUCGCCGUUGACGGUGUUCGUCUAUACGAGGAUCCCCAGAAAGCCUUCUGGCGCUUCUCCCUUGCCCUCCCCCUCGAGAGUUAUGAAGCGCGCUGGGAAUACUUCAUUCCUGGAUUUCGAUAUGCAGAGGGCAACGAGGUUUACUCGCCGUGGGACUUCACCGUCUCUUCCGUAAAUCAGUCCAUGCGCCUCAUGUUCCACUCCUGCAACGGCUUUUCAGUCGGCACCGACAUGAAUGCAUGGGUUGGACCUAAUCUGUGGAAUGAUGUCUUGCGAGUACAUGCCCAGAAACCCUUCCAUGCCAUGAUCGGUGGCGGUGAUCAACUCUACAACGACGGCAUCCGGGUAGAUGGACCGCUGAAGGAGUGGACUUCCAUCUCUAAUCCUCACACAAGGCGCGCGCACGACUUUGACAAUGACCUGCGCGCCCGAUGCGAUGAAUACUACUACGCAAAUUAUAUUCGAUGGUACUCUACCGAGCCAUUCAAGGCAGCAAACGGACGGAUUCCCCAGAUCAAUAUAUGGGACGAUCAUGAUAUCAUCGAUGGUUUUGGUUCCUACACCGACCACUUCAUGCGUUGCUCCGUUUUCCGGGGCAUUGGCGGCGUUGCUUUCAAGUAUUACUGCCUCUUCCAGCAUCAUAUUGCGCCGCCAAAGUCGACCUUCACCACAGAUGCUCCACAGACCAUGCACGCCGUCAACGGGACUGCAGGCGCAGAUCCACGGCAGCUGGAAAACACAUUCGUCCUGGACGAGCAACAGGAAGAUGAUAGCUGGAUCGUCGGGAAGCGACCUGGGCCCUAUGUGGAAGAGAAGAGCAGGAACCUGUACAUGCGCCUCGGCAAGCGGAUGGCCUUCAUUGGCGUUGAUGCUCGUACCGAGCGUACCCGUCACCAGGUGAACUACCCAGACACAUACGAUCUUAUCUUUUCUCGGCUGGAAAGCGAAGUGGCGGCGGCUAACGGGGAUAUCAAACACCUUAUUGUGCUCCUGGGCGUCCCAAUCGCUUAUCCCCGCCUUGCGUGGCUCGAGAACAUCCUCAGCUCUCCCAUCAUUGCCCCCAUCCGCCUGCUGAACAAACGGUUUGGUUUUGCCGGUGGUUUGUUCAACCAGUUUGACGGCCAGGUGGAUCUGUUGGAUGACCUGGAUGACCACUACACAGCUCGUCAGCAUAAGAAGGAACGACGGAUCUUUAUCCAGCGUCUCCAAGACUUUUCUAAGAUUCAUUCGGUGCGUGUGACGAUCCUGGGUGGAGACGUACACUUGGCAGCCAUCGGACGGUUCUAUUCGAAUCCCAGCCUUCGCAUUCCCAGCGAGCACGACCCGCGGUACAUGGUCAAUGUCAUUAGCAGUGCGAUCACCAACAAACCGCCGCCGAAGGCCGUCGCAAACCUCCUCGCGCGGCGAAAUAAGCUCCACCAUAUGGACUCAUCUACCGAUGAGACGCUGAUGGACUUCUUUGACCGCCAGCCGGGUGGGCAGGAGAAGAGUGCUUCCUGGAACAAGGUAACAAUGCCAUCGCGAAACUAUGCCUGUAUCACCGAGAUUGACACGCCCGUGUCCAACGGUAACGCCUCAGCGACUCAGGGUGAUAUUGCCGCGUUCCCCAUCCCCAUGGACGGACACUCCCCACUCCACAAAGGCGAAGCGAACGCCGGCUCCAGUCACCCUGCCGCCGAUGGAUUCAGCAGCAGCAGUGACAUGCCAGGAGGGCUGGACGUAACCAUACGAGUGGAAAUCAACCCACAAGAUCGAGAGGCGGCGACUGACGGCUAUGCGUUCAGCAUUCCUGCAUUGGCGUAUGUGCCAUCAGAAGCCGAUUCUCGCCCUAAUUCACGCUCCCGCUCCCUACGACCUCGGUCCCUUCGGCCUCCAUCUCGCCAGUCGGCGCGUCCUCACAGUGCAGCCCUGUAG